Messenger RNA from Colletotrichum higginsianum IMI 349063, 2820 nucleotides. RefSeq names its product C6 zinc finger domain-containing protein. The coding region runs from base 1 to 2820 and encodes 939 amino acids. Lineage: Eukaryota; Fungi; Ascomycota; Sordariomycetes; Glomerellales; Glomerellaceae. Gene Ontology annotation, molecular function: transcription cis-regulatory region binding; zinc ion binding; DNA-binding transcription factor activity, RNA polymerase II-specific. Gene Ontology annotation, cellular component: nucleus. Gene Ontology annotation, biological process: positive regulation of transcription by RNA polymerase II. The transcript is spliced from 4 exons. The record is from RefSeq and is a predicted model, not a curated record.
AUGCUCACGACAACACGCGCCUCGCACCCCCAAUCGCCCCGACCGGCCCUGGAGGCAUACGACGCCUCUACAGGCGUCCUCGUGCCAGGCUUUGGCCUUGGUUCGGCGGUGCUGCACCCUUACGAGCAUCCGCCCCUCGACUUUGUCCACGAUCCCUAUCUAGGCAUCGACGACGAAGAAGACGACGACCAGGUCUCCUCCCUCUCCUUCGGCUUCUCCUCCGACUUCACCGCAGACUUCGCUCUCGGCCCCGAAGCCGACUCGGCCGCGUCCAACCCGGAAUCCCACGCCUCGACGGCCUCGAAUCUCAAGCACGACGACCACAUCCAUUACCUUUACCACCAGCACCAGCACCAGCAUCAUUACCAAGCCGACAUCAUGAACUUGCCCAGCUCCCACAUCCCGCCCCGCCGCAGCGCGAGCAUCCACUCGCUCACGCCGUCGCGCGACCUCCUCGUCAAGCCAAAGUCCCCGGAAAAGUCGGCCGCCGCCGCCGCCGCAACCGCCACCAAAUCAAAACGAGUGCGGACGGGCUGUUUAACGUGUAGAGAACGGCAUCUAAAAUGCGACGAGGGGUUACCAAACUGUCUAAAUUGCAGGAAAAGCAGCCGCGAGUGUAAACGCGGCGUGCGGCUAAAUUUUAUAGACAUCCAGGUCAAAAAGCCGCCAUAUAUGCCGCCCACCGUCGAGUGGUCCGUCCAAUUUCAAGACGAAUCGAGGCAGAUCGCCUCGGAGUACGUGGGAGGUCUCGGCCGCUACGCUCACCUAGAUAAGCAAGCCGCCGCCGCCGCUGCCGCUCCUCCUCCUCGGCACAUGGGCCAUCUUGAGCCAACCCUCCGCCACCAAGGCCAUCUUCUCCCACAGGCACACGCAAGCGGCCCGGACGCCUCGCUAUCACCGCGGACUCACCUCCAGCACCACCCGCCGCCGCUGCCGCCGUCGCUGCCCCCGCCGCCACAGUUGUCGUCGUCGUCGUCCAUGUACAGCUACUCACACCGACCCGAGCCUCCUCGAGCCGUUGAGUCGGCGUACCCGCGUCGCGAGAGCGACAACCCUUACCUGACGCCCCAGCAUUCCGCCCACCCGGCGCCUCACCCUUACGGCCUUCAUGAGCACUUCGCCUCGUACCGCGAAAGCGCCCCCCGCAACCACGGCCACCGCGACAGCGACGCAUCGAGCGCCGCCUCCAUUGUGCCGCAGCCGACGGCGCCGCCCCCGAGCUAUCGCAGUAGCGCCGGUGCCGGCGCCGGCGCCAACCCGUUGGCGCCCGACGGCAUGAUGACGCCACCGCCGAGCGAGAAGGCCACGGCCGGUGAGAGGGAGUACCUCAACUCGCCCGAGGAGAUCCUGUACAUGCAGGUCUUCGUCGAGGAGGUGGGCGUGUGGAUGGACUCGCUCGACAAGGAGAAGCAUUUCUCGCGCCUCAUCCCUUACCACUCGCUCAAGUCGCCCAUGCUGCUCAACGCCUUCCUCGCCUGCGGCGUCAAGCACCUCACGCUCGUCAACCCGGCCUACCAGGACGACAAGGCCCUCUUCUACUACGACACGGCCACGACGCAACUCCUGCGCAGCCUGCAGAACCCGGACCGCAACACCGGCGAGUGCGCCACCACCGCCGUCGUCCUCAACGUCUACGAGAUCAUGUCCGAGAAGCCCGCCCAGCGCAUGAACCACAUCGCCGGCGCCCGCGCCCUGAUCCGCGAGUGCCGGUGGGACGCCAAGUCGUCCGGCAUCGGCGCCGCCUGCUUCUGGCUCAACAUCGGCAUGGAGGUGCUGUCAUGCCUGGCCUUCAACUGGCAGACCUCGUGGGACCCGGACCAGUGGGGUCUGGACAUGGACUUUGCCGCCGACGGGACAGCUACCGGUCCCGGUGCCGCUGUCGCGAGGUCGGCGGCGUCGUCGUCCUCGUCAGGAGACGGCUUCGGCCAGGAGGAGCUGUGGGUGCAUCGAAUCCUGUACAUCGUCGCCAAGAUCGCCAACUUCCGCGCCACGAUCCCGCGGUUCCAGGAGCCGAGCCCGCACGACGAGCAGAUCCGGCUGGGCAACCGGCUCGCGCAGUGGCAGGACCUGAAGAGGCUGUGCGACAAGUGGAACAACGCGUGCCCGAGGACUAUGCAUCCCUUUGGCUACCUGUACCCCUCGCAGACGAACUCCAAGUCUGCGUUCCCUAACGUCUGGCUCAUCAAGCGCGCCGCCAUCAUCGGCCGCCUCUUCUACCACACGGCCCAGUGCCUCCUCGCGCAGACGAACCCGAUGGAGCCCGGCAAGGCGUCCGAGGAGAUGCGCGCGCUGCAGCUGCACCACGCGCACCAGGUCUGCGGCAUCGUCGCGCACACAAAGGACCGCGGCGUCGCCUCGGUCGCCAUCCGCUCCCUCGCCAUCGCCUCGGCCGUCCUCACCGACCCGCGCGAGCAGGACGAGGUCCUCGAGAUCCUCGACCGCAUCCACGCCGAGAGCGGCUGGCGCCUCGGCAAGAUCCACACCGAGCUCAAGAAGACCUGGGGCUGGCCCAGCCCGGCGCCCUCCCACGCCAACACCCCUGGCGGCGGUGCAUCCGCGGGAGACUCCCACCACCACCACCACCACCACCACCAUCGGGGCUCGGUGGGUAGUUAUACUUCCCGGUCCGGCCCGCCUGGCAACCCACCCGCCAUGGCGACAUCGUCGGCCCAGGGGUCCGGCGCCGCCUCCUCGACGCCGAUGAAGGCGCUCGUCAACCCGUUGUCGUUUGCCGACUUUAGCCUGCCGAACCACCCGUACCAGAACUGGUACGAGCCGCCAAACCGGUCCAGCUCGUACGGCUCGCAGAGCUUCUUCUGA